AUGAGCUACUUCCUGUCCUACUGCAAAGCACACUGCACCGCUGUGCUCGCCCAAUACCAGAGCCUGAGAUCAGAGGGCUUUCUCUGUGACAUUUUGCUGAAAGUGAAAGAAAAUGAGUUUCCUGCACACAAGUCCUUGUUGGCAUGCUCUAGCGACUACUUCCGAGCCAUGUUCAAAAGUUAUACCCAAGAGUCUAAAGCCAGUGUCAUUCACCUACAAGUUGUCUCACCCACUGGGCUCCAGCACAUCCUGGAUUUCAUUUACACAUCCUUGCUGCCCCUUUCCUUUGAAAGCCUGGAGGAUACCUUGGAAGCUGCAAGCUACUUGCAAGUGACUGAUGCUAUCGGCCUGUGCAAUCAGUACUUAGUUAAAAAUCUUGCCUUGGAAAACUGCUGCUACUCUGCCAACGUGGCCAGGAAGUUCUACCUGCCAGAUGCCCUAGCAGCUGCAGAAAAAUACAUUAUCCAAAAUGUCUGGAAGCUGCUGGACUUGGAUUUGUCAGGACUUCUCGAGCUGAACUUCAGGUCUUUGCUAGCAGUGAUUCAAUCACCAGAUCUCCCCAUGGUGGAAGAAUGCCGCCUGUUGAAUCUUGUCCUGCUGUGGUUGAAGCAGAAUAAAUCCAGGCUGGAUCAGGCAAGCAGCCUUUUAGAGCACAUAAGAUAUGGUCUCAUCCCAGUGGAAGAGCUGAGAAAAACCUACACACAGUCAGAAGUGUUGCUCUCAGCAGGCAUUAAGUGCAUGAUCAUAAAAGCAAUAAAUUAUCACACAUCUGUAUACAAACAGCCUGUCCUGCAGGAUAAGUCCACCACGCUGAGGAACCAGAAAACUCGGAUCAUUCUACUGGGGGGAAGCACAGCAAGUGAGGGGCUCGUCAGCGAUGUGGUGGCCUUUGAUGUUUACAACCACAAAUGGAGAACCCUCACACAGCUGCAGGACAGGGUGCAGAACCACAGCGUGUGCGUGGUGGGGAACUUCCUCUAUGUCCUGGGUGGGGAAAUACAAACUGGUACCCUGGGUGAUGCUAAAAUUGGAAAGACCUUAUUGGUUACAAACAAGGUCCAUCGGUACGAUCCAAGAUUUAACACAUGGACCCAAAUCACGGGCAUGCUGGAAAAGAGAUGCCAGUUUUCCUGCUGUGUCCUAGGCAAGAAUAUCUUUGCCAUUGGUGGAAGGGGUGAGGACGGAUCGCUGCAUUCAUCUGUGGAAGCCUAUGACAUCAGCAGGGAUAGAUGGACCAAGGCCAGGGAAUUGCCAUGCAGGAUACAUGGUCAUGCCAGUGCUGUUUGCAAGGACACCAUAUACAUCUCUGGGGGCAAGUACUCGGCCCCAGCCAGCACCAGCAAUGACGUUUAUUCUCUGAGCUCACUUGAAGGGCAGUGGGUGAAAUGUGCCCCAAUGAGCAUUGCUCGGUUUGGGCAUCAGAUGGCAACAAUCAGGGGAUCCAUAUUCACCUUUCUGGGAUUAUAUGAACCUUUCUCUGAAAUAGAAAGGUAUGACCCAGAUCAAAACCAAUGGACUCGGUUGAAACCCCUGGUCUACGAUCGAUUCUCCUACGGCCUGGCUGUGGUAGAGGAAACAGCUCUUCUCAUUGGGGGAAAGAAGUGGCAAAAUUCCCUGGAGGUCUCCACACAAGACGUGGUUGGCUAUGACAUCGACAACGAUGGCUGGGAAGAGAUCUGCAAGGCCCCUCUGCCCUGGUGUGGGCUGCAGUGUGCCGUGCUCCAGCUCUCCGAGGUGGCUGAGGAGCAGGACAGUGACAGCCACCAGAAGAAGCUGCCCAGCUGCUGA
Agelaius phoeniceus (red-winged blackbird) is the source of this 1788-nucleotide messenger RNA. RefSeq names its product kelch like family member 34 (gene KLHL34). The record is from RefSeq and is a predicted model, not a curated record. Gene Ontology annotation, molecular function: protein binding. NCBI's taxonomy places the organism in Eukaryota, Metazoa, Chordata, Aves, Passeriformes, Icteridae.